Molecule: messenger RNA, 8579 nt
Organism: Lates calcarifer (barramundi perch)
Lineage: Eukaryota; Metazoa; Chordata; Actinopteri; Centropomidae
Product: astrocytic phosphoprotein PEA-15
Exons: 4
Coding region: 424-816 (130 amino acids)
Biological process (GO): MAPK cascade; regulation of apoptotic process
Molecular function (GO): protein binding
Source: RefSeq, a predicted model, not a curated record
GAGAGAGAGAGAGAGGAAAAGGCGUUUCCACGUUUGAGCAGCCGGUUACAGAGCAGCGGACAGCGAGGCAGACAGACACAGAGAGGAAUCACGACAUUUCUGUUUUAUCAUCCCCCUAAACACUGACUGACACUUCAUCCCACCCGAGUCCCCUUCACGGCCUGCGUCUCCCACGCCAAUGACACAGACUCACAUCCAUCAGUGAACGACUUAAACCCGCAAAAGUGAACCGAGACUGACGGAGUGGAGUUUUUUUUUUCCUGCAGCACGCCUGUCCUCUCUCUCUCUCUGUUUGUUUUAGGCCGAAAUUAAAUAUCCCACAGAGCUGUUUUCUGUGUGAGAUCAAGAGGAGAUUAUCUUCACGCAGACUCCCGCAUCUCUCUCCCUGUCUGUAGCUGACUCAUUUUUGCUGCGCCCGGGACCAUGGCGGAGUACAGCUCUCUGCUCAGCGACCUGUCUGAAAACAUCACCAACGAGGACUUGGAGCAGCUCAAGUCGGCCUGCAAGGAGGAUAUCCCUGAGGACCAGAGCAACAACAUCACCUCCUCCAAGGAGUGGUUCAGCUACCUGGAGAAGAACGACAAGUUGGCCCAGGAUAACCUGUCAUACAUUGAGCACAUCUUUGAGAUUUCGAGGCGACCAGACCUGUUGACGAGGGUGAUCGAGUACCGUACCACCGUGCUCAAGAUCUCUGAGGAUGACGAGAUCGACACCAAGCUCACACGCAUUCCCUCGGCCAAGAAAUACAAAGACAUCAUCCGCCAGCCCUCUGAAGAUGAGAUCAUCAAGUUGGCCCCUCCCCCUAAAAAAGUGUGAGGUCGCGACCCACAGCCCUGAUCUUUGCACCUUGAUUUCUUCACUCCUGGCACUCUAAUCAACCUACCAACCGUUUCUGACCAACCCCAUCACUCCCCUACUUCACCCCCACCACCUUCACACACACACACACACACACACACACACACACACACACAAACACAGACACAAACACAGAUAUACACACAUAUCCACCCCCCCAUCCCCCGUCCCAGCACUAACACAUGCCAUGGCAUAGAACCACGCAGGCAGCCACCUACAAAGCAACCAAUCAGAUCGUAGCGAUGCAGCCUCUUCCCAAGCUGAGGGGAGAUGGGAAGCUGCAUGAAAAAAAGACAAUAGAAGAAGAAAUCUGGAGAUGGACCGACAGUGUAUAUGUGUGUGAGAGAGAGAGAGAGAGAGAGCCAAAGUUCUACCCUCGAUUCAAACGCUGAGUGGGUCAGUUCACACUGAGUGUUUAUCUGUAAACACUGUUCAACCUGUGAUGCUGUGUUUAUGCAACCGUCUCUGUGAGUGUGUGUGACUGUGUCAGUCAAGGCUGUUAUAGUUAAAACAAAGACUACAUCCACCCAUCUUAAUUUGAAACUACAAACCCCAGCUUCAAAACUUCACAACAAAAUGAAAUGGCAGUUAUUUUCUCUCAGAAAUUCUGAAAAUGUCAGAAAGCUGACAGAUAAACAGUUAAGCUGUGUACUCAUUGUAUGUAGUGUUUCGUAAUUAUGACUAACAUAAUACAGCAGUGCUUUAUUUAUUUUAGGGUUUUUUUUAACGUCACCUUGAAUGUGCAAAAUGUCAGAAACUGACAGAAAACUACUACCUGAAGAUAAAAUUAAACUAAAACAUGUAAAUACAUAGUUUACAUGAUCAAAAGCAAGUUUAAAAACAAAACUGAAAUUAAUACUUAGUAAAAAAAAAACUCAGUCGAACUAAUCUAAAUCUCACAUAUAUGACUCUGGUUCAUUUCUAUGACAGUGCGUGUUUUAGUGUAUAGCUUCAUAUUUGUUCAGGUGUGUUUGUAAUGUGAAAAGAAUAGUUCAACAUUUUGGGAAUUUUGCUUAUUUGCAUUUUUACUGUGACUUAGAUGUGAAGAUUCAUACCAUGCUCAUGUCUAUGAAGCUACAGUUAGCCAUAUGUUAGCAUACAUACUGGAAACGUGGGAGGGGGUCAGCUAGCCUGGCUAAUCUUGUUUUUACACUUUUGUUUUUAUAGGGAUUAAAUAAAUGAGAUGUAUUGUGUUAAUUGGUGAGCUUCAGAGGAGCUGGGGGGCAGAUUUUGUCAGCUUUUGACAGAGUCUGGCUAGCCCCUGUUUCUAGUCUUAAUGAUAAGCUAAGCUAACGCACAGCUUCUUCUCAUCUAACUCCAUCUAACUCUCAGAAAAAAAGCAAAUAAGCAUAUUUCUCCAAAUAUGUAACUCUUCCUUUAAAGCCCACAUAGUUCAUGAAAGAUUAAUGUUAUAAAGUUACCAAUUGCCAUGAGGUCGCAAAACUUUAUGUCAAACGUCAAACUAUAAAAACCAGAGACUCAUUAACUAGAGCUUCUGUAUGCAUUCCCUUUACUUUUACGCAGAUAAUUAUAUCUUCUUUAAACAGCAAAAAAAGAAUCUAAUACUUUAGAGGAAGAUAUUUAAAGUUGAUUCAUAGGAAAAGCCAAUAUUUGCCUUUAGCUUUUAGUCAUAGCAAAAGUUAUUUACAGAAAAUAUUUAGAUGAGAAACUUACAGCACUUGUUUCUCUACUGCGGAUGCUCUCAUAGAUUUUCUUUACAUCAAGGGGACCAGUUACCAUGAAAGGUCUGCUGUACAAGCUGGUUAGAGAUGUAAAUAGAAAAAUAAUAUAUUACAUGAAAAUAUAGCAGAAAUAAUAUAUUGAACUGCAGUGCAUGUCCCAUAAAGGACACUCUGGCUCUAGCAGCGAAUUUCCACUGUAGGUUCAGUUUUACUACGUCUGGUUUUGUAACUUCAGACUUUCACACCUAAUUCGAGCUAACCUUAAACUUAGACAAAUUCAGAUGAAAAGCACCCACAUUUGAGAAUAAAAAAGUAUAUUUUGAGAGUAUAUUGGAUAUUAUAUUUACAAUGUGAACAUGUUGUGUUGCGUGACACAUGAAGAGAAAAAUACUAAGCUUUCUCUCAGCCGUUUGUUGUCAUUUCAUUUGUUGCACAGAAAAUAACUGACCAGUAUGUGAUUUCUCUUUGAAUGAAAGACAAACUAAGGCCUCUGGAAAAUAAAAACACAAGUGCAGAUCAAACUGAAAGAAGGGAGAAAAUGUCAUAAAGAAAAACAUGGCAUGCGAUAAUAAAUCAUGUCCUUUAAUGAACUGUAUAUAAAAUAGAUUGUGACAAGGAACUUUAAUGCACACAACGGCUCAUAACCCGCUGACUAUGCCAUUCCCGCCACGCACCAACACAAUAGCUAGCAAGACUGUUGAAACUAAACUAUAAUGACUGCUCUUUUGAACACUGUGUCUCUUUUUUCCCCGCGAUGAAGCCUUAGCAGACUUUGUGUUUACCCCAAAAUUUUUCACAACUGUGAGAGAUUGUGUGUGAGGCGGAGACAGACGCCGGCACAGACGUCAAGUUAAUCAAAACGGCUCUCACUUUUAAAGAGAGUGUUGCUACUUUUAUUCUGAAAUUUGCUAAGGACUUCAGUGUUGGUGUGUACAGAAUGUCUGUGGGUCUUAUUUCUGCCCCCGUCUUUGUUGUCCUUGAAGCUGUAGGAUCAAAAAGUGAACCAACAACAUAAAAAUCAGUGUAUGACUAGUCAUCUAUCCCAGCCCCGCUACCUCCCUCCUUCCUUUCCCUCACCACCACGCUCCACUCCAACCCCAGUGCCAAUGACUAAGACUUUUAUUUCGAUCACAGUUUCUGUGAACUGUUUUGUUUUUAUUUUGUAUUGCUCGCCGUAUAUUGUAGUGUUGGACUGAUUUGUAUCCUAUGCAUUUACGUCUGUAGGAAAACUCUGCACUGUAACAUAUCCUCCCAACAAAUCACAUAAUCUAAACAACUGAGCUCUUUAAUUGCGACAAGUCAGGGUGUUUGACAAGAUCCUGAUAUUCUUGCGUUGAGUUUGUAUGACGGAUGUGCUCAGUGGAGUGGCACUUGAUAGGAGGAACUUAACGCGUGUCAUUCCAGGAAAAGAAAUAACUGCUUAUUACCCAAUGUUCAUUGUUUGAUACUGGGAAACAAAACCUUGUCAGACCAACUAUACUGUACAGCUCACGUUUUACUCUUUUGCAAGCAAAGUCUUAACCUAACUAAAACAUUCAAUAGACCUUUAAUGCCUGAAUAUGCAUGGCAAGGUUUAACAGUUUGCAAACAGUGGACAUGUUUCUUUGCAUAAAACAUCCAGUUAAUGUAGGCCAGAUCAAGCUUUUUAUGGUAUUGUUAAAGGAAUAGUCCGCCCUUUAAUAUUUUUAUGCUGUUUCUAAUGGUAUACUUUGAAUUGAGCUGGGCCUAUUGUUCAUUUCAGGUUUUAGCCAUCCAUACCAUGGUAGGUGGUAUUGUGAAUGGCAGUGCCGGUCAAUCAGUCGACCACUUUGGUAUAGAUUGAAGUACUUUAACAACUGUUGGAUUGAUUGGCAUAAAAUUUGGUACACACAUUCAUGGUCCCCUGAGGAUGAAUUCUAAUCAGCAUCAGAGUAUUUCUGGGUGGACUAUCCCUCGUUAGGCCGGACCCCAAGUGAAGCGGUAGCUGCCCUCCUAUACCUUUAGCCUACUGAACAUAAACUGGGACCACUGCUUCAAUCACAGAGCUGAACUGAGAGCGUUUUGUCAGGCAAAUGGAGGCGGUUGAUCUUACUGCUAUGACCUGUGGGUAAUGGUCUUUCCCAGUGUUAAAAUGGAUGUGAUUACUGGCCAUAGAGGUUGGCUUGCCACUCACCGAUUCCAGUGAAGAGCUUUGGUAAUUCUACGAACCAAAAGGCAGGUUUUUCUUUCCAGAUUUUAGCAUGUUUCCAUUAGUACAAAAAAUCAGCAAGGGAGGAUUUGGGCCAUUGAAUUUUAUUUUUCUUUUGUUUUAUUUGAAGUGCUUUUUGAAUAGCAACUUGUGAAUUUAGAUGUAUGUGACCAAGUGACUUUUUUUUUCUCUCUCUCUGAGAAUUUCAGUAGGCAAUGGGCUCAUGUUAGCAAUUGUGUGGUAGUUUGUCAGUAGUUUGACAGUAGGAUUGUCUAUUCAAUAUUUGUAAACAUCAAAAAAGAAAAAUAAAUCCAACUGCCUGAUGCUCUAGAUGCUCCUGGUAGAAGCUUAAGUGAAAAUGUUUAAUUCAGGUUAUUCACUGAAGUUUUAAAAAUUUCUGUCAGCAUCAAAAUAUGGCUGUGCUGCACCCCUUCAUUUUUUAACAUCAACUUCCUGAAUCCCCGUCCUCUUAAAUCAAUGUCCCAUCAAUGUCUCCAUGUGGCACAGCCCAACAACUUCAUCACCAGGCUAGAUUAUAUGUUUGGCAUUGCUUAGCAUUUUCCUCUGUAGCCAUCGGCACAUAAUAUAUCAACAUAUCAGUCACAAAUGAUGUCAGAAUUUGGAUUUCCAUGUACCAAGUACAUAUCAACUUAGUAAAUGCUGCAAAGUAUAAACCUACUAAAAUAUAUAUGUGAAUACCUGAUUAUAACCAAUGAGUAUAGAUGAAGUAGGAACUGAAGAGGCAAAUAUUGUGUAAAGGUAUUCAGCAUUUAAUGCUAACAGUCAAUUAAAAUUCAUUCGAACCAGAGUAUCAUUCUCCCUUAAGGAUAAGACUGUGUUUUUUGUUUUUUUGUUUUUUUCAUUUUAUUAGGUUGUAAAUAUGUAUUUUGAAUAUAUAUCACUGUGUUUGUUUUGAAAUUGAUUAAUUUAUUUAAUGCCUAUAUAUUGUUGUUUUUACGUAUCCUGAUUUUGUUUUACUAACUGGAAACAAAUCAAGGGGAUGAAAACAUUGUGCUUAUCUAAUGUUAAGCAGGCCAUGCAUCAACAUUUUUAUAAUUCAUGUUAUUCUCUUCAUUUAUGUUUUCUUGUUUCGGCUUUGGGUGAUUAUUUUACAACAACAACAAAAAAGUGAUAUUCAUUUCAUUGUAUUUACUGAUAUGUAACAUAUUAUGUUUUAUUGUGUCGUAUUUGAUCAGAUGUGUCGUGGUCACUGCUUGUAAAAUGAUUUUAUUGAGAGAGUUUCCAAAUCAUGACAAAAGAUAAAAGCGGUCACAACAUCAUAAUCUGCCAUUUUGUUCGUAUGAGACAUGUUGUCAAUUGCACAUUGCACCACGAGUAGGAAAUUUAAAGGGGACUAAGUCUUAAAACAUUUGGCUAGAUGCAUGUAGAAAGUUCAAGAAACGUUGAUCCCUGGUUCCAGUCAUAUGAGAACAACUGAAACAAUUAUGUUUUAGUGUCAUCUCAGUACUACUAUGUUUAGCAGUGUUUAUAAGAAAAAUAUUUUCUCACCCUACUCACUGAAAAAAGACAACCAAUUGGGUAAAAAUCAGGCUAUUGACAACCCUCAUCUGAACAAUAAGCAGUCACUCUAGUUUUGUAUGGAGUCCCAAAGUGUUCAAUAUUAAAAAAUAGAUGAGUAAUCUUUAAAAAAAAAAACAGUGACAUGAGUAAAUAAUUGUUAGAAUAGUUAACAACUGUGUAAAGUAACCAACUGAGCAGUUACUAUUGUGAUAACCACCCUUUUAUAUAGCUUAAAAGCUUGACAUGCUACCCUCUAAGCCUGCUAACUGGAGUUAGCUAAUACCGCUAAACAACCAAGCCACAUUAGUUAGCUAGCUAAAUAAAAGGAGAGGUCAGUUACUGUGCGUUUAUUCACAGCAGCAAGUUCUGUUUAGCCGAAUCAGAAUAACCUCAGCAUUGUUUUUGUUCCAGCUGACGUGAGCUAACUGGUUAAAUUUGGUAGUAGAUGCUGAGCUUGCUAGCUUAAGAGAGUCUACUCUAUGAAAUCAACUAAAACUUUGCUAAAAUUUGAAAUGAAAUGAUGAAAUGCAUAACAAUGAGGCUGACCUUGUAAAAUUCUUGGCUCAUUUAUUUGUUUUUACACCAAGUCACUUUUUACAAUGUAUUGUUUAUCUAUUUGGUAUUGAACAUUUGAGGCUCCAUAGUUUUAUUUGCUAUUUUUAUUUAAAGUAAGGUGUUAGUGAAUGGUUACAUGGGUCAUGGAUGAAGUGAUAGAGUGAAGAGUGCUGGGUAGAGUAGUGUAAGUAAGAAUAGUUGUUGGGGUUGUAGCUGUAAAAGAUAAAAAACUAGACUGUGAGCAGAGUGAAAUAUGUCAGUUCAUACUUUGGGGAACAUCUCUGGUGAGUGUGUGUAUGUGAGAUUUCAUGUCUGCAGCUAGUUAGUAUCAUUUUGAAUGUGGCAGGUCUUGCACAAGAAUGCUGUACAAUGGUGAUAUGUAGUUGAAAGAUAAUAAGGUGCAUUGUUAGGAAUGCUGAAUGUCUGGUCAGUCAUACCAGAGUUGGGCACUCCUGAGUAUUGUGAACAAGCUUUUUAACCACACCCACGUACAUUUAUCUGGAGCUGCAUUGCACAAAACAAAACAAAAAAAAGUUUUUCCUUUCAUUUUGGCCAUUAAAGUUUACUUUUCAUGCACAACAAAAGCAAGCUUCUACAUCACAGGACAAAGUGCCAACUUCAUUUAGUUGCAAACUGCUGGGGUGUAUGGACUUGAAAUCAUGACAUGCUUGACUUUUAGCAAUUUCUCAUGACGUCUGUAGUGAACAAUCUUUAUUUUAGAUGGUCACAUGAAUGUUUGCGGCUAGAUCAGAUAUUUUUGAGGUGUGUUUGUUUUGCAGUAGUGGACAAUAGAGGCUAUUUUGAGGUGUUGUGUUUUCAGCGCGAAUCUGAUCUUUCUAACUGGAGUGGUGUGAUCUAUCAUUGUGGUUGAAGGUUUAACAUGAAGCUGAAAGACAUUCCCGUGGUGGUGGUGUUAGCAUUUAUAGGCAUCUAACAAUUUGACUUAGCAUGAAGGGAGUUGUAGAUUAGGAGGUUUUUGCACAGGUGUCAGGACAGGACUUGAAAAGUAUGUGUAGGUAUAAUUCAUUUUAUCUCAAUCCUCUUAAGGGUGGACAGUUUUGUUCCAGCAUUCAAAAUAAGAUGGAAGAACGUUAUCAAAUGUUAACAUUAACUUUUACAUUUCCACAUUAUAAUUUAGAUAUUGCUGCUGAAUUUAAUUCAUAGGCACUGAGAGUUGCCCUGUGUGUCACUGCCUUAAGAGUCCGUCAGUGGGAUGUUUUCUCUUGUAGUCCGCCUGUUAUUUUGUAAUGUGCUUGGUUCUCAAAUGGUGUAGCAAGUGACAGGUGCAGUUGUUUCACAGUCAAUCCAGUCCAUCAUGUUAAUCAAGACUUAUCAUUCUUAAACAAUGCAAUCAAUUAGACAUAUUUAGACCUGUCGGAUAAUGUGCACACAGUUAAAUUUGGUUAGAGACAGUGAAAUGAUCCAGUCCUGUCCCAGUGACAAAGACACCAACAUGGGUUUUUAGGGUGUGAUGCUGUGCUUAAAAAUGCAGUGAGGAGUGUCAUCACAUCCAUUAUUACACAUUCGCGUACAGCUCAUAACAUAACCCUGUUGGAUGCCAUGGGCUCAAUGCUGUUAGAAACACUUGCUAAGGUUUUCCUCACAUGGGGCAAAAAGUACUUCAGGAUUUACUUUGCAAUGACUGCAACAAAAUAUGAUAUGAGGUAUUAUUAAAACAAAUAUAAAGGUGUGGCUUUUUGUCAUGAUUUAAAUGAGACUGAACUGAAAUUAUGCCAUUUUGUCAUUGUGCUAAAAUGAAUAUAAAUAUUAUAUAUUAAAAUAUAUUUGCUAACCUA